GAGAGAGAGAGAGAGUUAGAGAGAGAGUUAAUGUAUAUAGACUUAGUUGGGUGUUCCAGAGGAGGACGUGAUGGUGGCCGUGGAAGAGGAAGAGGAGGACCAACCCGUGGUCAUGGAGGACCUGGUGGAAGGAAAGGUGGUAGUAAAGUUGUGGUUGAGCCUCAUAGACAUGAUGUUGUGUUCAUUGCCAAGGGUAAGGAAGAUGCUCUUGUUACUAUAAAUAUGUUUCCAGGUGAGGCUGUGUACAAUGAAAAGAGAGUCUCUGUUCAGAAAGAAGAUGGGAUUAAGUUUGUUUACAGGAUUUGGAACCCUUUCCGAUCUAAGUUGGUUGUUGUUAUUCUUGGUGGUGUUGAUGCGAUUUGGAUUAAACAUGGAGCUAAUGUUCUAUAUCUUGGAGCUGCUUCUGGGACCACAGUUUCUCAUGAGUUUUCACACAAAAGUGGUAGAGAUUUGGUUAACUUGGCCAAAAAGAGGACUAAUGUCUUCCCCAUUAUUGAAGAUGCUAGACACCCUGCUAUGUACAGGAUGUUAGGUGGGAUGUUUGAUGCUAUUUUUCACACAGAAGACAGUUUCUCUCCGAGACUUCCAGUGAGUGUAAUGGUUGAUGUUUUCUUUUCCUCCUCUUACCUGAGUUGUUUCUCGGGUAGGAUUGGGGAUUCUGGGAAGGUUAUGGUGGAUGUGGAAGCUCAUGGGGAGAAGGAAGGGAUUGAGGAUUCCGAUCAGGCGUUGAAAGCGCUGCCUCCGAGUGAUCUUCCGUUCGCCAUUCCUCGGUCCUCGAUCCCUAGACGAUCUCUGCCAGCUAUGAGAAAAGCUAACGGGACGAUUCGCCGGGAGUGGCGCCCAAAGGUGGCAGAGGCGGAGAGGAACGUUAAUUCCUCUUUUUGUGAUGUUUCUCAAUUUCAGAUGCUGGUGGUGAGAAAGGAGUUUGCCAUUUUUCCUCAUUUAGAGCCUAUUUCAAAUUUUUAUGGGGAGCCGUGUGGUGUGGAUAGAGACGGGGUGGUUGAUUUGUUUGACUUAGUCAACUCGGGCUCCUUGGUUGGGCCAGUGGGCCUGUUGAAGGUUGGGGAUAGUGGGCCGAAAUCUUUAAAGCAACUAAUGGAUAAUGUUGAUGCUCAUCCUAUCCCUAACUUCUCUUCUUUAAUUGGGCCACGUUUUAAGAGUUUGGUCAGUGGGCCUUAUAUAGAGAGUCGUGUGCCUAAGAUAAUUGGUUUGGGCUCCUUGCAGUCCAAUGGGCCGUUUAUGAAGAUUAGACAAAAUUUGUUAAAGAAGGAUAAAUUUGUGGCUAUUAUUUCAAGGGAUAGCUCUGCUUGUGGGAAAAAGGCCGACCUCCUCCUUGAUGAAGUCUUAGCCUUGUCCAAUUUUUUCCAAUGCCAAGAGUCUUUGUUGCAAGAGUCCAAACAAUUUGGUAGCUUGGAUUUAUAUGAGAUAAAAAAGUUUGGUGGUGACUUUGGGGUCAAACCCACUUAUGAAAUAAAUGAGAGAUCCACCCCUCUCAUGAAAGGAAUUUUUGAGGGUGCAUCUACUUCGUUUUGCGUGAGACCUCUCGAGUUAAUUCGCCACCACCCGGGAGUCAUUCGUGAUUUUCCUUGGGAUAAAUGUAACCAUGGUUGGGUUUCCAAAGUGGCGUCAGAUGAACCCUUCUAUAACCAUUCCACCUCUAUCGGGUGCUCUGUUAACCCGAGUGAGGGGAGUCCAAAUGGCAGAGAUGAUGUAGUUGAUCUUCAGAUGGUUGGCACUUUUUCCAUUGACGAUGCUAGCUUUUCAGCGUCGGCCUGCUUUCAUACCCCUGUGGAGGAGAAUGUUAUAUCUCCUCCACAGGAGCCAUGA
Molecule: messenger RNA, 1827 nt
Organism: Cannabis sativa
Lineage: Eukaryota; Viridiplantae; Streptophyta; Magnoliopsida; Rosales; Cannabaceae
Exons: 1
Coding region: 31-1827 (598 amino acids)
Biological process (GO): box C/D sno(s)RNA 3'-end processing; rRNA methylation
Cellular component (GO): box C/D methylation guide snoRNP complex; nucleolus; small-subunit processome
Molecular function (GO): rRNA methyltransferase activity; histone H2AQ104 methyltransferase activity; RNA binding
Source: RefSeq, a predicted model, not a curated record